Molecule: messenger RNA, 796 nt
Organism: Lobosporangium transversale
Lineage: Eukaryota; Fungi; Mortierellomycota; Mortierellomycetes; Mortierellales; Mortierellaceae
Product: histone H2A
Exons: 1
Coding region: 26-427 (133 amino acids)
Cellular component (GO): nucleosome
Molecular function (GO): DNA binding; protein heterodimerization activity; structural constituent of chromatin
Source: RefSeq, a predicted model, not a curated record
CAACAAAAAAAAACAACUUUUCACAAUGUCUGGCGGCAAAUCUGGUGGCAAGUCUGCUUCUGCUCCCAAGAACUCGACCUCGCGCUCUUCUAAGGCCGGUCUUCAGUUCCCUGUUGGUCGUAUUCACCGUCAUCUCCGCAAGGGUAACUAUGCUCAGCGUGUUGGUGCUGGUGCCCCCGUCUACUUGGCUGCUGUCCUCGAGUAUCUUGCUGCUGAAAUUCUGGAGCUGGCUGGUAACGCUGCUCGCGACAACAAGAAGUCUCGUAUCAUUCCCCGUCACUUGCAACUCGCCAUCCGUAACGAUGAGGAAUUGAACAAGUUGCUCGGUCACGUCACCAUCGCCCAGGGUGGUGUCUUGCCCAACAUCCAUGACUCUCUCUUGCCCAAGAAGACCAAGAAGGGUGGUGUUGCUUCUCAGGAGCUGUAAAGAACAAAGAAAAGAAUCAGAAAAAAAGCACAGUACUCGGUUAAUCAGCAUUUGCCAAUAACUAUCUGUUUUUCUCAUUUCUUCAACUGUUUUUUUUAUUAUCGCCUUUUUUUUUCCGUUCUCUGAACUUGUAUUUCAUACCAAAACUCCUGCAACCCGCUUCAUAGUAACUAUUCUAUUUUCUUGCGGCUACCGCUGACGUGUAUCAUUAAAUGGAAAUUUAAAAAACAAGCCAUGCAUUGAUAAAUUAGGACUUGAUUAAUCAUGAGAUAUUGAAGAUCCAUAUCCUGAUUAAGUCUUUAAGAUCUCAUCAGGCUAUGGAAGGAACUAUAAAUAAGUGGAGACGUUACUGACGCAGGGUUGGCGGUG